This is a messenger RNA of Loxodonta africana (African savanna elephant), 6572 nucleotides long. It is a transcript of the gene SPEF2, whose product is annotated as sperm flagellar 2. Gene Ontology annotation, biological process: sperm axoneme assembly. The transcript is spliced from 37 exons. The record is from RefSeq and is a predicted model, not a curated record. Gene Ontology annotation, cellular component: manchette; sperm midpiece. NCBI's taxonomy places the organism in Eukaryota, Metazoa, Chordata, Mammalia, Proboscidea, Elephantidae. Gene Ontology annotation, molecular function: protein binding.
CGGUUUUCCGUCCUCUGCCUGUUGGGCUCUGGUGUCCCCUCUUCUCGGAACCUAUCCCCCAGCUCCUCCUUAGAUACGCUUCCUUAGCAACGGGUUGCCCUUGGCAACUGGAAGACGCAGGCCGGUGGGCGGGCCUCCCGCAGUGUUACCGGCACCUAUUCGCUGUCUGAAGCGCUGUCUGAGCCAUGUCGGAGAUUUUGUGCCAGUGGCUCAACCAGGAGUUGAAAGUGUCCCAGACCGUGAGUCCCAAGUCCUUUGCAAAGGCAUUUUCCAGUGGCUAUCUAAUUGGAGAAGUUCUUCAUAAGUUUGAACUUCAGGAUGAUUUUCCAGAAUUUUCAGAAAGCAGGGUUUCAAGCGCCAAACUUAAUAAUUUUUCUCGACUGGAGCCAACGCUUCACCUUCUGGGUGUGCAGUUUGAUCAGAAUGUGGCCCAGAGCAUCAUAACCGAAAAGCCUGGGGCAGCCACAAAACUUUUAUAUCAAUUGUACAUUGCUCUUCAGAAAAAGAAGAAAAGUGGAAUGACUGGAUCAGAAAUGCAAACCAUGCAGCCUCUGACAAGUGUAAGACUUCAAAACAUGAAAAGUGAGGCUUUUCGAGAGAGACUUAGAAACCUGAUACCACGUCAAACUGAUUUCAAUCUGAUGCGGGUUACACACAGGUUUCAAGAAAAAUAUAAACACGUGGAAGAAGAACUUGUCCGUGUACAAUUUGAGAAAGACGAAAGAUUUCAAAAACUCAAGGAAGAACAAAGAUGUUUUAAUAUCGAAAAGCAACGCUUAGGGAGAAGACGUCAGAAUGAAAUAAUGGCCAAAAUCCAAGCAGCUAUCAUACAGAUUCCUAAACCUGCAUCAAAUCGUACUUUGAAAGCACUCGAGGCCCAAAAAAUGAUGAAAAAGAAGAAAGAGGCAGAGGAUGUGGCCAAUGAGAUUAAGAAGUUUGAAGCAUUAAUAAAAAAGGAUCUCCAGGCAAAAGAAAGUGCAUCCAAGACUUCUUUAGAUACCUCAGGCCAAAUGACUACGGAUUUGCUGAACACUUACUCAGAUGAUGAAUACAUUAAAAAAAUUCAGAAGCGCCUAGAAGAAGAUGCUCUCGCACGAGAGCAGAGGGAGAAAAGACGACGGAGAUUGUUAAUGGACCAAUUAAUAGCCCAUGAAGCACAGGAGGAGGCUUACCGGGAGGAGCAGCUGAUUAACCGACUGAUGAGGCAGUCCCAGCAGGAGCGCAGGAUCGCUGUGCAGCUCAUGCAUGUUCGGCACGAAAAGGAAGUCUUAUGGCAGAACAGAAUUUUCAGAGAAAAACAGUAUGAGGAAAGACGACUUAAAAAUUUCCAGGAUGCUCUUGAUCGAGAAGCGGCCUUAGCAAAACAAGCCAAGAUUGAUUUUGAGGAGCAAGCCCUCAGGGAGAAGGCAAUUCAUGAACAAAUUGCUGUGGAAAGGGCUCAAGCUCGUUACCAAAAGCAUUAUUCAUUGUGUGCAGAAAUUUUGGAUCACAUACUUGAUUUGUCCACUAAAGUGGCAGACUAUCGAAUGUUAACAAAUAAUCUGAUUCCAUAUAAGUUGAUGCAUGAUUGGAAGGAACUAUUUUUUAAUGGAAAACCCAUUUAUGAACAAGCCAAAAUUAAGUAUCUACCAGCUAAGCCCUCUGAAGAACAAAUUAUAGAACUGGAGAAAAGGGAUUUGCUAGAUGGCAAGGAUUAUGAAGAAUAUAAGAACAUGGUUGGAGAGUGGUCCUUACCAGAAGAAAUGGUUGAUAAUUUACCACCCUCCAACAACAGCAUAUUGGGCCACGUGCUUCACAGGCUAAUUGAAAAAACUCUUCCUUCUCAAGCUGAAUCAACAGUACCUGAAGUACCUUCAUUUGCUAUUAAAGGGUGCUUAUUGGGGAAAACAUUUAGUGGAAAAACUACCAGUUUAAAGUCUCUACAAAAAGAUUUUCCUAUUCAGAUACUUUCUAUUGACACUCUUGUCCAAGAAGCUAUCCAAGCCUUUCAUGACAAGGAAGAAGUCAUUGAGGCCCUACCAGUUCAGCAAGAAGCUGAAGAAAAGGAUCUUCCAGGUUUACAAGACAGUAAUGAAGAAAGCCAGGACCAACAAAAUGCAUUUUCAGAGGAACCUGUUCCAAGUGAAGCACUACCAGCAACAGAAGGUACUAAUACUAAUGAAAGACCAAAAACUGAAGAAGUUAAAACCAGUGAUAGUUUCUCUGAACUCACUGUGCGUGCUCAGCUUGGUGCAAAAUCAGAAAAGUUGCUGAAGAAAGGAAUGAGCAUUCCUGAUGGGUUGCUGGUUAGCAUCAUGGUUAAUGCUAUUAAUCAGGUACCUGUGGAUCAAGGCUGGAUCCUUGAUGGUUUUCCAAUGACAUUAAACCAAGCAAAGCUUCUUGAGGAAGCUCUCACAGGGUGCAACAAAGAACAAAUAGAAUUGGAGGCAAAGAGAACACAAAUAUCCACAUUGGUUGUUGAUCCUACAGUUUCCAAAGAAGUACCUGUUCCCCCUUCUGCACUUGAUUUUGCCUUGUUGUUAGAUAUUUCAGAUUCUUCCACACUGAGUCGCAUAAAUGACAUCACGGCUGAAGCAUUUUUACGUGAAACCCCUUCUGAAGAUAUCAGUCAACAUGUAGCCGCUGAAAACCAAGAUAAAGAUGAGAACCAGACUUUGAAAGACCAGAUACAGCACAGAAUUAUAGGCUUCUUGGACAACUGGCCCUUGUUGGAACAAUGGUUUUCAGAGCCAGAAAAUAUUUUGAUAAAAGUCAAUGCUGACAUAGAUAAAGAGUCUUUAUGCCAAAGAGUAAAAGAAAUUGUGGUGAUGGAGAUGCAGAAAAAAAAGAAUAAAGUUAAUAAGCAAUUAGAAGAAAAGGAAGCUGAGAAAAAAGAAGACACUUCCCCAAUUGAGGCUCCACCUCUUACUCCUCCAUUUCCUCCUCUUCUUGAGCCAGAAAAAGAGAAAGAAAUUACCCCUCAGGGAGAGGCUUCCAAAACUCAUCCUGCAAAAGGAAAACCACAAUCAGAACCCUAGCACGGUAAGCAUGAAACUCUUCAGGAAGGAAUAGGGAAAAAAGGUGACACUUCACUCAAAAGAAAAGGUUCUCCUAAAGGAAAAACACAAGGCGGGAAGCAACCCGUAAAGAAGUCACCUACUGAGUCUGCAGAUACGUCACCUGCUCCGGUAGUACCACCACUGCCUAAGCCAGGAUCUGAAGAAUGGGUCUACGUGAAUGAACCAAUUCCUGAGGAAAUACGUUCAUUUCUAGUACCUUACUGGAAACUAAUAGAAAGUUCCUAUAUAAAAACCAUCAAAACAGUUCUGAGGCAUCUGAGAGAAGACCAGCAUACUGUGAUUGCUUACUUAUAUGAGGUUAGAACAAGCUUCCAGCACUUUCUAAUGCGUCCAGAUCACAAGCAAGAUUUUGUAGCUCACUGGCAAGCUGAUUUCAACUCUCUUCCUGAUGACCUGUGGGAUGAUGAGGAAACCAAGGCAGAAUUACACCAAAGAGUGAAUGAUUUAAGAGACCGUCUGUGGGACAUUUGUGAUGCCCGGAAGGAAGAGGCAGAACAGGAGCGUCUUGAUAUCAUUAAUGAGAGCUGGUUACAGGACUCGAUUGGAAUAGCAAUGAACCAUUUCUUUUCACUCAUGCAGGCAGAACUGAGCCGUUUCCAAGAUACAAAGAGACUCCUUCAGGAUUAUUACAGAGCAAUGGAAAGCAAAAUCCCAGUAGAAGACAAUAAGAAAUUUAUUCGAGUCCCAUUGCUCCAACUGGAUGGUAAAGAUGUUUCAGAAAACCAGCUUAAAAUUCCUCUAGUUCCUCGAAUAUCUAUUUCUCCAGAAACAGCUAUGUCCAAACCAAAACUAAAAACAAUACUGAAGGGCAAGAUGGAUAACUCGCUAGAAAACGUAGAGUUAAACUUUGAGGCAGAUGAGAAGUUGGUAAUGGACACUUGGCAACAGGCUUCUUUAGCAAUAUCUAGCAUGGUGGCUGCUGAAAUUCAUCAGAAGCACAUGGAGGAGGAAAAGGAAAAUCAACAAGUAGAUACAAAAGAAAAACCUACUCAGACAAUUGCAAAUAAAAAAGCCAAAAAGGAACCCAAGAAACAAAAGGCAGACAAAAAAACAAAAGGCAAAUCACCACCUGCAGCAGAAGCCUCUCCUGUAGUGGUAACCCCAGAGGAAUUCACCGAUACAGAAAAGAAAAACGAACUAAGACUCAAAAUAAAGGAAGAACACCUUGCUGCCCUGCAAUGUGAAGAGGUAGCCACACAGUUUCGACUUGAACUGAUAAAGACAAAAGCAUUGGCUUUUCUUGAAGAUCUAGUAACAAAGGUGGUAGAUGUAUAUAAGCUCAUGGAAAAGUGGCUUGGAGAGAGAUACUUGAACGAAAUGGCCAGUGUUGAGAAAUUAACUGAGGUAGCUCGCUAUCAUAUUGAAACAUCUACAAGAAUUCAGAAUGAACUUUAUUUAAACCAAGAAGACUUCUUCAUUAAUGGUGAUAUAAAAGUCUUUCCAGAUUCUCCACCACCAAUACGUCCCCCACCUGUAGAAAAGGAAGAAAACGGGACCCUGACUAUUGAGCAACUUGACAGUCUUCGAAGUCAGUUCUUAGAUGUGGCACCUAAAGGCAUAAUAGGAAAUAAAACAUUUACUGACAUUCUGCUUGACUUGGUGACCCUGAACCUUGGAACAAACAACUUUCCUAGUACUUGGAUGCACCUCAACCAACCUGAAUUACAGGAGUUAACGUCUUUAUUAAUAGUGAACUCGGAGUUUGUGGACUGGAGGAAAUUCCUGUUAUUAGCCUCACUGCCGUGGCCCAUCCCGCUGGAAGAGGAACUCCUUGAGACCCUGCAGAGGUUCAAGACUGUGGACGAGGAGCAGCUGGGCAUGGUCACUCUUGAGCAGUAUAUGCAGGCUGGUCUGUGGUUUACAGGAGAUGAAGAGAUAAAAAUUCCAGAAAAUCCUCUUGAACCUCUGGCAUUUAAUAGGCAGGAACACCUCAUAGAGUUUUUCUUCAGGCUGUUUGCUGACUAUGAAAAGGACCCACCCCAGCUUGACUACACACAGAUGCUGCUUUAUUUUGCUUGUCACCCAGAUACUGUGGAAGGCGUCUACAGGGCCCUCAGUGUGGCUAUCGGGACUCACGUCUUCCGGAGGAUUAAAACUCCUACUCCACUUGUAGAUAAGACCUUCUCCUUUACUGAUGUGGGUCCAGUGGCAGCAUCUCCUGAACCUGAGGAAAAUAUAAGAGAGGAAAGGGAAUUAAAAGAGGAAAAGGAAGACGAAAUCCCUGAAAAUGCUAACACCGAAAAGAUUUCCAUGGAAACACUACUCAAAGUGUUCCAAGGAGGAAUCGAAGCACAAGACUGUGACAGAUUUGCCAGUCACCUAAAGACAGAGAACAUUUAUUAUGAGAAAUUCAUAAAAAUAUUUCAGGACCUAGGUGCCAAGAAUCUGGAGCCAGUUGAAGUUGCUGUUCUCUUGAAGCAUCCUUUUAUUCAAGACCUGAUUUCAAAUUAUUCAGACUAUAGAAUGCCUGAUAUUAAAAUAGUUCUCCAAAGGAGUGAACAUGUACAAGGAAGUGAUGGAGAGAGAUCACCUUCAAGACUCACAGAGGAAAAGAAAUGAAGCCAAAAGAAGGCACUUGUGUCCCACUUUGUCUUCAGAGUACCUGACUUUUAAAUAUUCUCCAACUUCCUCCUUUGUCCUUUUAACAAAAUAUGAUGUCCGUGUCAGUGCCUUGCUUUUAUAAAGUGCUUGUGUCUUGGCAAUGGAUCUUCCAAACGUCAUACGUGAACAUGGUGUUUGUUGUAUAUGUUACUAUCAUCAGGAUAGUCAGUGUAGAUAUGACCUUUCCCAGAUUAUGAGGGCCACUGAAAAAGGGAACCUUCAUUAACUCAGACAGAGAGCAAAAAUCCAAAGUAAGAAAGAAUAGAUUUUGAAGUGGCUCUGAAAAUAGAAGGUACCAGAACAAUAUAUGUAAAAAUAAACAUACAUAUAAAUCGAGAACAUUCCCUGGGAGAAGUAUCCACAUUAGGUAGUUAUAGGUGAAAAUUCCCCCAAGACUCUAUCUCAAGGCAGUACUGUUAUAUAAAUUUCAUAGUUCUUGGUCCAUGUGCUAAAAUUCCAAGGCUUAUCCCAGCAGCAGAGGAGAAUGCAUUAUUAAAAUACCAAAACAGUCACAAUCCUAUCAUCUAUUCAUAAUGUUUUCUUAAUAGAAUGUUUCCUUUACAGAUAGAUGCACUUGUAUAAUUGUGUCUUUUUACUAGUAUAAAGCAGUGACUCAAUGAUACUUAUCUCAAGAAUGUGUUAACCAAAAAAAAAAAAGUCAACAAUAAUGUGUUCUCAGUGACUUGGCUUCUGUGACCCUCCUCUCUGGGUCUCCUCUGCUCCUUUGGAGGGUUUCUUUCUGGAUCCUCCGCUUCUCCUCGACCACUAAUUGUUGGAGGGCCCAGGCCUCAGCCCUUCCCUAUCCAAAGUCAAUCCUGUAUCAUCUCACCCAUUCCCGUGGCUUUCGAGGUAUUAUAGAUGCUGAUAAUGCUGAAAUUUCUAUUUCUCACCCUCCCCAAACUCUGAGAUUGU